AUGCUGAUGCUGUUUCUGUUGUUCAGUGCUUGUUGUGAAUCGGGUCAAUGUCAAGACUGCGAUCGUCGGAAAAGUUAUCAGACCGAGGAGGAGAGGGAGGAGACGGAGGAGGAGACGGAUCAGAGGAAGGAGAGGGAGCAGGCCGAGGAGGAGAGGAAGGAGAGGGAGGAGAGAGAGCAGAGGCAGGAGAGGGAGCAGGCCGAGGAGGAGAGGAAGGAGAGGGAGGAGAGAGAGCAGAGGCAGGAGAGGGAGCAGACCGAGGAGGAGAGGAAGGAGUUGGAGAAGACUGAGGAGGAAAGGAAGGAGAGGGAGAAGACUGAGGAGGAAAGGAAGGAGUUGGAGAAGACUGAGGAGGAGAGGAAGGAGUUGGAGAAGACUGAGGAGGAGAGGAAGGAGUUGGAGAAGACUGAGGAGGAGAGGAAGGAGUUGGAGAAGACUGAGGAGGAAAGGAAGGAGAGGGAGAAGACUGAGGAGGAAAGGAAGGAGUUGGAGAAGACUGAGGAGGAGAGGAAGGAGUUGGAGAAGACUGAGGAGGAGAGGAAGGAGUUGGAGAAGACUGAGGAGGAGAGGAAGGAGUUGGAGCAGACUGAGGAGGAGAGGAAGGAGUUGGAGAAGACUGAGGAGGAGAGGAAGGAGUUGGAGCAGACCGAGGAGGAAAGGAAGGAGAGGGAGCAGACCGAGGAGGAAAGGAAGGAGAGGGAGCAGACCGAGGUGGAGAGGAAGGAGAGGGAGCAGACCGAGGUGGAGAGGGAGCAGACUGAGGAGGAGUGGGGUGUGAAGGGCCACCAGCUGCGCACCACACUGUCUUUACAAUAA
Messenger RNA from Knipowitschia caucasica, 816 nucleotides. NCBI's taxonomy places the organism in Eukaryota, Metazoa, Chordata, Actinopteri, Gobiiformes, Gobiidae. The record is from the annotation of a GenBank genome assembly.